ACAAGCACGUGUGCUGUGCCUGUUAAAUGCUCUCAUCUGCCAGUGUAAAGCUGAGGGGGCGUGGAUAAGGGCUUGUGUUACCUGCCCUAGACUUUCACCUGCAAAGAAAUGGGAAGAAUUUAACAAACCUGCAGCAGCAGUGCAUGAGCUCUGGAACUUAAAACCAUCUGCAUUCCAGCAGAGAGAGAGAAGAAGGCGGAACUUUAUACUCACGACAGGUUCACCUGAAAACACUGGACUCGCUCCUCCUCGAAAAACACAGAGUUUGCAACCCUCAAUCUUCAAAACCUUUGGCUUUCAACCCUGAGAACGAGACAGCAAAGCAUCCUUCGGCUGCAUCUGAACGCUGACUAUGGCUCUCAGGUUUCUGAAAAACUCAUUGGAGAAGACACGUUGGAGAAAUAGAAACGGCGUGUUUACCUGCACAGGUGGGAUGGAGUGGCCGAUGUGAGGUGGAUUUUCUUCACCGAAUGGACACCAUGAUCAGACCCCUACGACUGUGGAUCUUUAACGUGCUCCUGUGUUUCGGCAUCAUAUAUUCCAGACUUGGGGCUCUUUCCUCUGUGGUGGCCCUCGGUGCCAACAUCAUCUGCAAUAAGAUCCCCGGUCUCGCCCCCCGCCAGCGUGCCAUCUGUCAGAGUAGACCUGAUGCCAUCAUCGUGAUCGGAGAGGGGGCACAGCUGGGCAUCAACGAAUGCCAGUACCAGUUCCGAUAUGGCCGCUGGAACUGUUCAGCGCUGGGUGAACGCACAGUCUUCGGGCAAGAGCUGCGAGUAGGCAGCAGGGAGGCGGCAUUCACCUACGCCAUCACCGCCGCUGGGGUCGCCCAUGCCGUGACAGCCGCAUGCAGCCAGGGCAACAUGAGCCACUGCGGCUGCGACCGGGAAAAACAGGGCUACUACAAUCAGGAGGAGGGAUGGAAGUGGGGCGGGUGCUCUGCUGACAUCAAAUACGGCAUCGAGUUCUCGCGGAAGUUUGUGGAUGCCCGCGAGAUUAAGAAAAAUGCUCGGCGAUUGAUGAACCUUCACAAUAAUGAAGCCGGACGAAAGGUACUCGAGGAGCGAAUGAAGCUGGAAUGUAAAUGUCACGGCGUGUCGGGCUCCUGCACCACCAAAACGUGUUGGACGACCCUACCGAAAUUCCGUGAGAUCGGCUACGUACUGAAGGACAAGUACAACAAAGCGGUUCACGUAGAGGUGGUCCGAGCCACGCGACUACGGCAGCCCACCUUCCUCAAGGUGAAGAAGGCACACGGAUACCAAAAGCCCUUUGAAUCAGACUUGGUCUUCAUUGAGCGCUCGCCGAACUAUUGCGAAGAGGACGCCAAAACUGGCAGCGUAGGGACGCAAGGGCGACUGUGCAACCGAACGUCGCCUCACACGGACGGUUGCGACCUCAUGUGCUGUGGGCGGGGCUACAACACACACCAGUACACGAAGGUGUGGCAAUGCAACUGCAAAUUCCAAUGGUGCUGCUUCGUGAAAUGCAACACGUGUAGCGAGCGAACGGAGGUGUUUACCUGCAAAUGAACAAACGUUUUCUGGGCGUAAUGCAGGUCGACGAGGUUCAAUAGGACGGGGAAGUGAAAUGGACAGGAAGAAUGGGAAUUUUAAUCUAUCAGCUCUUUAAGGCGUCGUUUUGCACAGCAGAAUGUAUAUUUGCUUUAACACAGAGUUAAAAUACUAAACUCUAUCGGUAGGUACAAGCCCAGUUUUCGACCAGAGGAACAUGCACUGAUUUAUCCACACUGACUCAAGUGCAACGUUCGGAAUAGCAUACUAGUACACUACUCAUACUAUUUCCGCCAUGUCUACCAGAGAUAGUAAGAGUUGUGUGCUAGUAUGCUAUUCCGAACAUUGCUAAACUAACGGGCUGCAGGAUAUCAGCCGUGCCCCCGGUGCAUUCUGGGAUUUGUAGUGUUUUUCAAGGGAAGCUCUUUAAAGGACUCAAAUGAGGUUCUUCGGAUAUGGAUAUCUUGACAGAACUUCUUGGAAAAGCAAAUUAAGCCACAAGACGUCGUGUCAUCUAAAAUGCCGUGUUUAAGAGCGAAAAGGAACUAGACAUGUUGACUUUUAUUUAAGAAGGAGCUCUGAAAACAGUGCGAACUGCAAAUUAAGGACGUAUAUGCCUCCUAAAUGCCAACUGGAACCUGGUAGAGUAUGUUAGUUAUCCAGUCACACUGGAGCUUGUCUGUUUGAACACUGAAAAUAAAUUAUUAUAUAUUGUAUGUUAUAGUCUCCUAAGGAACCGAAGUGCUAACGGGUAGAAAUUAUGUCUUAUUUUGUACUAAGUGUAAAAAAAAGAGAAAAAGACUGAAGGGCCCAGAUGUUUUGAACGAAUUGUUUGUGAUUUUUCUGCAAAGGCUAAUGAUGUGUUAACUUCCGAAACCACUGUAAUUUCUUUUCUUGGUCAGCUGAUACAUGUUAACAUGGGAUUAUCUUUGCUGUAAUCCAGCCGUAGUUCACAAUAGAAAUUUUGGUCACUUUUUUCCAAUUUAGCAAUUUUCAAUCAAGAAUCCUUCCUCAAUUCAUUAAAUGUGGAACGAAUAUAUAUCUGGAUAUGUUACAGAGUGCUGCACUGAUUUUUCUUUCUAUUCAGAUACAAAGUAAUUAAAACUAAAAUAAAUAUAAAUUUGACUGACAUUUGGGAUGUUAUUGCAGUUGAUAUAACUUUCUGCAUCUAAGAGUAAAUGGAUUUGCUUUGGGAUCCAUCCUUGGACAUCAAGUGGAAACCCAACUUGGGAUGCACCGAUAUAAACAUUUCUGACUGAUGCCGUUACCGAUUUUAACAAAGAAAAAACGCUAUGUUGCCACUUAUCUCAUUUUGUAAAAAUGUACAAAGAGGUACAAAAGCUUUUGUUCUAACAAUAAAUAGUUUCCAUUGAACAUGCAUUGGAUCUGUUGAACACACGAAAGGCCGAACCUUUAAAGAGAGACAAUGAAAGAUAAAUAGAUGAUAAAAACAUACAAAAAUAUUGAAAAAUAUCUAAAUAUCAUAGCAUGAUGCUUGAUGUGACAAAAAGGUUAUUUUGUACUUCUAAUAUAUUUUUGCACUUCUGUUUUUGCAGCUCAAAACUACAGAACCGUUUGUACUGUUUAUAAUAGACCAUCACAAAUUCAUGUUUUGCAUAUGUUGGGCAAUUCCAUGGAAAUGUCAAUUACAUCAUGGAAAAAUAAAAGUUUUAACCAAAGGAACAAAACCUCCUUUUAAAUUCUGUAGUGGUGUAACGGAUAAUGGAAAAUACUGUCCAGACCGUUAGAGGGCGCCGCUUGCUUACACAAUGCUGAGUGAAGUGCAGAUUGGGGACGCAAUUUUUGACCUUAUUGUGAUUUCAAUCUUAAUUCAAUCAAUCGUGCCAAUUAAUGGACACCAUACCAAUGUCUCAGAAGUCAAAGUCAAGCGUUUUGGAUGGUUUAUGUCAUCAUGUAUAGGUAAGUGAUGCUUUCACAACCGUUACGCCUGUAACAACGGUUUUUCUUCAUUAAUGUCAUGACAUGUUCUGAGUAGUGCCAGCCCU
Messenger RNA from Xyrauchen texanus (razorback sucker), 3517 nucleotides. It is a transcript of the gene wnt7bb, whose product is annotated as wingless-type MMTV integration site family, member 7Bb. The record is from RefSeq and is a predicted model, not a curated record. Gene Ontology annotation, molecular function: frizzled binding; cytokine activity. Gene Ontology annotation, cellular component: extracellular region. The transcript is spliced from 4 exons. Gene Ontology annotation, biological process: neuron differentiation; positive regulation of JNK cascade; multicellular organism development. Bases 471 to 1529 code for a protein of 352 amino acids. NCBI's taxonomy places the organism in Eukaryota, Metazoa, Chordata, Actinopteri, Cypriniformes, Catostomidae.